Globicephala melas (long-finned pilot whale) is the source of this 1905-nucleotide messenger RNA. RefSeq names its product proline and serine rich coiled-coil 1 (gene PSRC1). Gene Ontology annotation, biological process: mitotic metaphase chromosome alignment. Gene Ontology annotation, molecular function: microtubule binding. NCBI's taxonomy places the organism in Eukaryota, Metazoa, Chordata, Mammalia, Artiodactyla, Delphinidae. Gene Ontology annotation, cellular component: microtubule cytoskeleton; spindle pole; spindle microtubule. The record is from RefSeq and is a predicted model, not a curated record.
AGCAAGCGCGCUCGCGGCCUCCUCGCCUCAGCCCUCCAAAUGAAGCCUUUCUUGGAACGGCUUUCCACUCGGCCCCCACCUGCGGACUUCCGGCCGGCUACCCUUCCACCGCCCCGCCCCACAAGGGCGGAGGAUGCUGGCCUUCACCAAUCAUUGAGCGCGUGUGGUAGGAGUGGGUGGGGCCUGAGAGAUUCGAAAGGAGCCCCGCCCCCUCGGAGCGGGUUCCCUGGACAAGGUUGUGGGAGGAAAACACCUUCCGCGGGAGCUCCGGGGUCUAAGCUGACUUUUGCUCCUGCUGGCUGGAACAUGGAAGAUUUAGAAGAAGAUGUAAAGUUUAUAGCAGAUGAGACCUUGGACUUUGGGGGGCUGUCACCAUCUGACAGUCGAGAGGAAGAAGAUACAGCAGUGUCGGUGACUCCGGAGAAACCCCUCCGACGAGGUCUCUCCCAUCGAAGUGACCCAAAUGCAGUGGCCCCCGCCCCCCAGAGUCUGAGGCUCAGUUUAGGCCCCCUCAGCCCAGAGAAGCUGGAAGAAAUCCUCAGUGAAGCCAACCGGCUGGCAGCUCAUCUGGAACAGUGUGCCCUGCAGGAGCGGGAGAACACCGGUGAGGGCCCGGGGCCUCGAAGGGUGAAGCCCAGCCCUCGGCGGGAGACCUUUGUGCUCAAGGACAGUCCUGUCCGAGACCUGCUGCCCACCGUGAGCUCUUUGUCUCGGAGCACUCCCUCCCCAAGCAGCCUGACACCCCGACUCCGGAGCAGCGAUAGGAAGGUGUCAGUCAGGGCUCUUCGAGCAACAUCUGGAAAGAGGCCCUCCAGCAUGAAGAGGGCCCACCUACCUCUGUCAGACCAGUCUUGGCUCCACAGCCUUCUACCAGCAACUCUCAGCGCCUGUCUCGGCCACAGGGAGCAGCUGCUAAACCUUCCAGUCGACUGCCUGUUCCGUCGGCCAUUCCCAGGCCUGCCAGCAGGAUGCCACUCACCAGCCGGAGUGUACCAUCCAGCAAAGGUGCCCUUCCUCCAGAUUCCCUGCCAGCUCGGAAAGGACUUCCAAGACCAAGUGCCGCAGGGCACAGAGGUCCUGUUUCUCAGCGACCAAAUCUUCCCAUCCCUGGUGCCGGUCGCAGCAAUCUGCAGCCCCCCAGGAAAGUUGCAGUCCCAGGACCUACCAGGUAAAGAGAUCAGGACAGCAAGCAAGAAUUCAGUAGCAAACUACUAUAGUCACUGCCUGGACUCACCUCUGUAUUCAGCUUCCCAAGCUCUCUCCUUGGAGGCAGGCCUGACUCCAGCUGAUUCUGGCCCAGGGACAGAAGGAAGAGCUGCCACCAUGGCUGGUGCCCCAGGAGUAGAGACCAUGGGAGAUAGGGUGGAUUCGGGUUGAGCUGGAGGGGAAUCAAACUCUCAGUUGAAACAAGAUAGGAAAAAGAGGUUGCCUCCCAGUGGUGAAGUUAAACAGGAAAUAAGAAAUGCUCGAAAGUGGUUUGUCCUCAUCCACCCCCAUUCUUGUGUCUAGCUCCACAGAGUUUGAUUUUCAUCCCAGGCUUUGGUUCGAUGGACAUUUACAUGUGAAUGGCCUCUGUAGCUAACCUCCGUGCUCUCCAAGGAGCAGUCCUCCUGAAUAACAUCCUCUGCUGGACUCAGGCCUGUUUGGAGAGGCAGAGGCAGGCAUCUGGUCUCCAGAACUUGUUUCCUGUGGAUUCUAUGACUCCUAACAGGCCAGUUUAUGAUGAGCUUACUCCAUUGGUCUGCAUUUUUCUAAAAUAAAAUGAGUAUAUUUUUAUAUUCUGAAUACAUGUGGAAGUAAAUCCUGCUCUAAUGUCUAACAAAUUUAGAGUAAACUCCUGUGUAAUUCCAAUGAGGGAGCCAGGAUGGGCUUCCCAGGCAGGGGUCUGAAUAGGCCUUAGGCCCU